AUGACAAAUGAAAGCAUGGAGCAAGAACACUUGAAUCGUUUAGGAGAUGUACAGAAUGAGCCACGACGGAUGUUACAGCCAGUAGAUGGCUAUGAAAAGGUUCCACUCGUCUCUAUAGAACAAGCCAUUGCUCCACUAGUCGGUCUCGUCCCAGAUAUUGAACGUCGAGCCUAUAUUGCCAAACAACGUGCACUAGAACCACUGGACGGCCUCACCGUUGAUGAAUCAGCUGCAGUAUGUCUAUAUACCUUGGAGUGGAGUCCUGACUGCGUUUAUACUGUACUGAAUCGCACACUGCGGACAGAAAAUCGUCGUCAAUUGAUAUCUUGGUUUUCCUAUUUGAAACUCUUUUUAACUGCACUAUGGAAACUACCUUCAGCCGGAAAAACCAUCGUCUAUCGUGGCGUUAAGUUGGAUUUAAGUAAAGAUUAUCCAGAAGGAAAGACAUUUGUCUGGUGGGGUUUCAGUUCAACAUCUGACUCAAUUCGAGUGCUAGAAGCUGAGCAGUUUCUUGGUAAGACUGGCACUCGUACUUUAUUCAAUAUCGAAUGUUCAAACGGUAAAUUUAUUAAAAACCAUUCGUACUUUAAUUAUGAAAAUGAAGUACUGCUAAUGCCGGCUACUGAAUUCCAAGUGACAGGACGGUUAGAUUCAGGCAAUGGUUUACACAUAAUUACUUUAAAACAAGUGGAAUCGAAAUUUCCUCUAUUAGAACCGCCGUGCUCGGCCGCUGACAAAGCUCAAGAAUGUGCUACUAACAUAAAAGAAUUAAUUGAGAUUAAAAAACGCAAAUUAUCACGAAGCUGGGACUUUCGUGCAAAAGAAUUAAACGAUGAAGAUAUGGCGUUCAUUUGCGGUGAACUAAAAUCCAAUACAAACUGUCAAAGUGUUGAUUUAUCUUGCAAUCAAAUUACUGAUCUCGGCACUGAAUAUUUAGCUGAAAUGUUAGCAGUGAACAAAACAUUGAAACGAAUAUGGUUCUCUAAAAAUAAAUUAACUGAUCGUAGUGUAGAUUUAUUAUGCAAUGUUUUGAAAUAUCAAAACAUAACACUCAAAUGGUUAGCUAUAUCAAAUCAUAGCGAAAUAACGGAUAAAAGUGUUGCUAUAAUUGUGGAUAUGAUGAAAGUAACAACAAAUCGUUAUCCUCGGGGUCUCUACUGUUAUGAUAAUCAAAUGAGUGAGAAAGGUAAACAAAAAAUAGCGGAUGUAGCAAAAAAGCAGAAAAUUAUGUUCUUUCAUGACUGA
Didymodactylos carnosus is the source of this 1245-nucleotide messenger RNA. The record is from the annotation of a GenBank genome assembly. NCBI's taxonomy places the organism in Eukaryota, Metazoa, Rotifera, Eurotatoria, Philodinida, Philodinidae.